This is a messenger RNA of Babesia ovata, 1347 nucleotides long. Its product is annotated as major facilitator superfamily member protein. Gene Ontology annotation, molecular function: transporter activity. NCBI's taxonomy places the organism in Eukaryota, Apicomplexa, Aconoidasida, Piroplasmida, Babesiidae. Gene Ontology annotation, cellular component: membrane. Bases 1 to 1347 code for a protein of 448 amino acids. The record is from RefSeq and is a predicted model, not a curated record. The transcript is spliced from 7 exons.
AUGGCGGAGUGGUGGAUGUGGACCAGGAAGGCCUGGAGGGGGAAUCAGGAGCGGCGUAACAACCUAUGGCAAAGUCUUAUUGCACCCUAUAACAGUCUGUUAGUGAUGGGUAUGGCUUCGAUUGUUCUAAGUUCCGCAUCGCAGUACAGAUCAAUUCUGUUUUUGCGCUUCUUACAUGGGUUUGGAUUUGCCUGCGUAUACCCCGUGCAACAAAAGAUUGUUGCAGAUUCAACUAGUUCAAAAGAAACUAAGAAAGUAGAAGGAACCCCAAAUCAAGGUAAGAAAGCGGAAGGUGCACAAAACCAGGGCAAGAAGACUGAGGGAGCGCAGAACCAGGGCAAGAAGGCUGAGGGGAAUCAAAAUCAGGGCAAGGAAGAAGAGGAAUCAAAGGCAGCUAGUAGAUACGUAUGGAUAUUGUUUGGUAUUGGCAUUAUAUUCGGAAUGGAAAGCAAACCAAGCAAUGGAGGCGAUAGUACAGAUGGUAAUUCUGGUGGUGGUCAUUCAUCUGGUUCCAAAAAAGGUUUUAAGGAGCUUAUAGAGGGCGCCUUCACAGGACCUUUUAAGAGGUCAACAACUUGGCUAUUAAUAUUGACAUUAUUCAUCGCAGAAGCCCCAAUGUCCGCGUUUAAUUAUAUGACCAUAUACCUGCAAUAUUUGGGGGUAUCUGACACAAUGGCAGGCGUUGCGAUUGCAGUUACGUUGAUUGGCGGCGCAGCGGGAAGUGGAGCAGGUGGAGUUGUUAUAAAGGAAAUUGCGAAACAAUAUGAAGACUUCGGUGAACUUAGCUCUGGAAUGGUAGUGAUGGCCAUCCGACUAGUUGUAUGUCUGUUGUUCUUCCUAGGUAAGCCACCAUGUGGUAAGUUGCUUUGGUAUCAUUAUGUAGAGUUGGCAACACUUGGUGCAACGUUAGUAACGGUUGGUGGUGUGGAUAGAGCCCUUUUAAAAAGUGCAAUAGAAAAAAAUUUCCAGGCAACAACAUCUGCCAUGAUUCGAACCAUAUCCGGGAUCGCAAGUAGUGUAAUUCUUUUCCAGGUUUCCGCAUAUUUGACCGAGAAGGUGUUUGGAUACGUUCCCUCCAGGGAGUCAUUUGAAACCAUGGAUGCAGCUGUAAAAGAAAAAAAUGCCGAAGCCCUUAGGAAAUCUAUGAUGAAUCAUCUGAUGUGCUGCUUUUGGGGCAUACGAAACCUUGGUACACUAUCGCUGCUUAACGCGUUUAAAGACAAAAGUAUCGAGUCAACUUUUGAUGUCAUUAUAUUCUGGUAUCGUGAUAUGUCUAAUGGCGUUCAUCGAGAUGUUGAAGCAAAGUUUCCACUAGCACCGGUCAACUUUCUUGAGUUGAUAAUUUAA